Pseudophryne corroboree (corroboree frog) is the source of this 4286-nucleotide messenger RNA. It is a transcript of the gene SLC35G1, whose product is annotated as solute carrier family 35 member G1. NCBI's taxonomy places the organism in Eukaryota, Metazoa, Chordata, Amphibia, Anura, Myobatrachidae. The coding region runs from base 166 to 1386 and encodes 406 amino acids. The transcript is spliced from 3 exons. The record is from RefSeq and is a predicted model, not a curated record. Gene Ontology annotation, biological process: calcium ion export across plasma membrane; regulation of cytosolic calcium ion concentration. Gene Ontology annotation, cellular component: endoplasmic reticulum membrane; plasma membrane.
AUGCCUAGGAGAUGACACUGCUGUCUCGCCCACUUUAAUGAUGUCACUGCCGGGUCCUGCUCUCUGCUGCCCCCAGCGGCCGUCUCUAUAAUGCAGCCGCUCGCUUACCUCGCUCUCUAUUACAUGACUGCCGAGCCGGCCAGAUGAUCUGAUCUCCCAGCCGCCAUGGGCUGCGAAGAUCGAGAGGGUAAUGAAGACGAACCGGCAGAGCUGGAGAGACUGGGUGGGAUCCCCCCUCCAGAUAAGAAUGGCUUCCUGCAGAUCAUCCCCUGGAGCAGUGACGGCAGCCAGCCAGGGGUCUGUGCAGUAGAGAGUGACAAUGAAGAUCCAGGUGACAGCAACCCUUUCACCCCUGACUGCCCCCCAACUCAGGACCAUCACAGUGAUACGAAGAUCUGCUGUCCCCACCUGUCCUGUGUCCACCUAAUAGUGACAGAUGAAAAGACUGGGAAAAGGAAAUGCAUUUGUCCAGGGCUCGGCCUCGGCUACACCAUCUUGUCCGCCAUCUUCUUCUCAUCGAGCUCCUUGUUGGUGAAGAAGAUUGAAAAUUUGCACUCGGUGGAAAUCAGCGCCAUUCGCUGUAUUUUCCAGAUGCUAUUUGUGCUUCCAGGUUUAAUUUAUUACAAGGUUGGUUUCCUGGGACCCAAGGAUCAAAGGAUUUUCCUUUUCCUGCGAGGAUUUCUUGGCUCCAGCGCCAUGAUACUGCUGUACUAUGCUGUCCAGUCCAUGCCGCUGGCAGACGCCACAGUGAUCACAUUUAGCAGCCCGGCCUUCACCUGCAUAUUUGCGUGCAUAUUCCUGAAGGAGAAGUGCACAGUCUGGGAUAUACUGUUUAUGCUUUUCACUUUAACAGGAGUGGUUCUGAUAGCCCGUCCACCAUUUUUGUUUGGGUCAGACCUUGUUGUCCUUGAGGAGGAUUACUCAGACCGAUUGAAGGGAACCAUCGCUGCGGUGGGAUGUGCGAUAGGUGCCUCAAUAACUAUGGUGGUGCUGAGAAAGAUGGGGAAGUCCGUGCAUUACUUGCUUUCCAUCUGGUACUACGCUAUUAUCGGUCUCAUUGAGUGCGUCAUCGUACUGUUUGUCCUUGGUGAAUGGAGAUUGCCCUUCUGUGGACUAGACAGGUGGCUCCUGAUAUUGAUAGGUGUUCUAGGCUUGGGGGGGCAGAUCUUUCUUGUGAAAGCAUUGCAGAUCGAGAAGGCCGGGCCAGUAUCUAUUAUGAGGACGAUGGAUGUGGUCUUUGCUUUUAUAUUCCAGGCCUUGUUCCUUCACCACACUCCCACCUGGCUGACUAUUGCUGGAGCUCUGUGCAUCAUUGCCAGUACAGCUGGUACCGCUCUCCUCAAGUGGUACACAAGCACAAGAAAGGCAAAUCAAAGCGAGCUGUAGCUCAUGGCUGUACCGAUAAUACUACACGGCUGAAUCAUAAGGGUAUUGUACCUGGCCGCAAGAGGUUGCGAAAAAUCUUCAUUACAAGACUCCAGAUCUCACGGAUCCAAUGUUCUGUGGUUAUUUAUGGGCAAUAAUUAAGAGUCCUAUUUUUUUUUUUUUUCGAAUUGCGUAGAAUCGCUCAACUGUUGUAUUGCACAAUUAGGCAAUUGCUAUUGACUUUCAUCUAAAUUGUAUUUAUUUAUUAUAGUAUAGUUUUUCUAGCAGCUGGUGGAAUGGUUGGAUGUUAAAUCCAACUGUCGCCGGUCAGGAUAAUAAACCUAGAAUGUUUAAAUUCUCAAUUACACUUAUACCUUGGGGGAGAUUUCCAAAGCUUGGAGAGAUAUAAAGUGGAGAGAUAAAGUUCCAAACAGUCAGCUCCUAACUGCCAUUUUGCAUGCAGUGCUUGAAAAAUUUACUGGUAAAAGCUGAUUGGUUGGUACUUUAUCAUACCUCCCAACUGUCCCUAUUUCUUUGGGACAGUCGUACACUAUCCCACUGCCCCCCCCCCCCCCUCCCUUCAUGGGCCGCAGUGUCCCACGGGAGAAGGGAGGUUGGCGGUACAGACUGACACCACUGCUCUCUAUGCAGCGCUGUGGUGAAUGGAUAACACACACACACACACACACACACACACACUGUGCCAGCUCUGGGAGAGGCUGGAGGCUGUGCAGCAGCUCUCUGAGCACUGGGGAAACACCCAGCAUGACUAAAAUGGAGGCGUGGCUUAUGGGUAUGGGUAUUAUGGGUUUCCUGCGAGACCAUGCCCCCUUGUUGCUCAGCCACACACCCUAAUUUCGGUUGCGCACCUUUGGUGCACGUACUUGUCCCAACCUCCUGCUCACGAAAGUUGGGAGGUAGGCUUUAUCGCUUUCCAAGGUUUGAUACAACUCUCCCUAACACUGCAUUGCCAGUGGGAUACACAAUCGUGGACUGUGUUUGUGAAAACUGGCGCAGAUAUAAAUAAAAAGGUAAAUGGUGCUAUAAUCCAUAGUAACCAUACAGAUUAUAACACUAGGACAUUCUAGAAAAUGAAAGCAAGCGUCUUAUUGGUUACAGCUUGUGUUUCGCAUGUUUUACAGUAAACCAGCUACCUUUUUUAAAAGCUAGUUUACCCCAUUGUUUUUACUCUUUAGCUCUAUAAUUCUGAGAAAUUUGUUAGAUAGAAUAGUGAAGAUUCAGAAGUAUAGAAAAUGAGUUAUUUGUUUUGUUAUCACUAUUUUGCUUAAUUCUCCUGAAUUCAUUCAUUUUUAUUUAUUUUAGAAGGAGAGUAGCGGCAAAUAAUGGAACCGUGAUAUUUUAGUCAAUUUGAAAGAUAGUGUAUUACAGAAUGUUUUUAUAUAUGAAGACUAGGAUGAGCAAUGGUUGACAUUUUAGCUAUUGUAGCUGUGUUACAUUCGGAUAUGCAGGGUCACUGUGAGCUGAAAGACAGUGUACUGUAGUUUAUGUAGCAAACACACAGGUUACCAUGAAUACACAAUAAUCUCUAAUACUUGUCUAUAUCACUAUCUGUUUUCCAUUACUUUCAUCUUUCAUUUUAUAACACUUGCCGCUGGCACCAGGGAACCUUUCCGAGAACUUCACUGUCAAAAAUCAACAUACACUGUAUUCAUAUCUACACCAGGAAGGUUUAAUAAAUAAAGUAACAAGACCUCUUGUUGCAAAAUAUAUUCAACUCGUACAUUUACUCGUGCGUAUAAUAUGGCCGUUGCCUAGAUUAUUUUUCCACAUAGUCCUCAUACACGUCUAAGCAUUUGUUCUAAUGGUAUACCAAGGCAUCUAUCCCAUCAUAGGAGAAAUCAUUGUCACGUGCCUGAAGCCAGGACAUAAUGGCUGGCUGAACUUCACCAUUCGUUGCGAAUCUCCUUUCUCUUAGGGGCGUCUUCAAUCAAUUUAUUAUCUGUGGGAACCUGUGGAAACCUGUUUCCGUGCAUGACGAAUUCAGUGCACACCUUGACUGGUUGGCGAUGAAUUUCAGCUGCUGAUGUGCCCUUAAGACACAGAAAUCUGAUCACACUAAGCACAUCAAUGUGUAACCAUGUGUCCGCCAGCCCGGACAUCUUAACCCUGAUGCUAGGAGAGUGUGACUGAUAUGAGGUGUGGUCUAAUGGCCGUGAGGGGAAGCAGUGGUGUACCUGCUCUGGCGGUAAAUUAGAAUGAUAUAGAGACCAUUACACACACGCGAGAGGUCUUGUUUCCUUACUUGUUGAAUCACCCUAGUGUGUGUGUGUGUGUGUGUGUGUGUAUUUAUAUAUAAUUUUAUUUUUGUGUUUCAUUUCAUGUAACAUGUUUGUACUUCAGAUAGCACCUUUUGGGAACUUUCUGUGACUAUGGUCACACACCAAAUACUGUAGGCUGCAUAUAUUAAUAUCUAAAAACUAAAAGAACCUUUACACUAAUUAGUUAGGAACUUUAGUACAUUUAACUAUCAUGAAAAAAAAAAUGUCCACGGAAGUGUAUUAUAUGAAUAUAGUGAACCUGUCCCCCCACACCUUGGAGAAUUAUGGUGUGCUUUACACUUAGAUUCAUACGUAGUGAAGUAUAUUAUUUAUUUUGCAGCUGCUGGUCAUUUAUACAAUUUCACUGGUCACGUGUUCUGGUGAGAUACUAAAUUUAAAUCGGCAAUUAUUUUAGAGGCAAAACUAAGCGGGUUUUGCCUUUAAAAUAACUGGCACUUUAAAUCUAAUACUAUUUUUUUCUUUUAGCCUCUUCUUUGACACUAUAGUUUGAAACAGCUGUUAAAUGAUAGAGGUAGUCAUUCAGACCCGGUCGCUGAUGCGGCCCGCAACACAGUUUGCCGAUGGAGGCAAACUGUGCAUGCACAGUGGCCGCAUCCCCAUACAUCCACGAUGGAUUCAAAU